AUGAUAAAAGGGAAAAAUGGGGGAAGACUAAUCGAUAAUCGAUAUUUGUCAACCGAAUCGAAAUUCAGCCACGCCUGUACAUUUAAAAAAGGAAUCGUUAAGGUCGUGGCAAUAGAUGAAUGGCAAAGAAGGAAAAAGAAAGAAAAAAUUGAAUAG
Molecule: messenger RNA, 156 nt
Organism: Pediculus humanus corporis (human body louse)
Lineage: Eukaryota; Metazoa; Arthropoda; Insecta; Psocodea; Pediculidae
Exons: 4
Coding region: 1-156 (51 amino acids)
Source: RefSeq, a predicted model, not a curated record